This is a messenger RNA of Mycotypha africana, 927 nucleotides long. Its product is annotated as protein serine/threonine kinase. The coding region runs from base 1 to 927 and encodes 308 amino acids. Gene Ontology annotation, cellular component: nucleus; cytoplasm. Gene Ontology annotation, biological process: protein phosphorylation. NCBI's taxonomy places the organism in Eukaryota, Fungi, Mucoromycota, Mucoromycetes, Mucorales, Mycotyphaceae. The transcript is spliced from 11 exons. Gene Ontology annotation, molecular function: ATP binding; cyclin-dependent protein serine/threonine kinase activity. The record is from RefSeq and is a predicted model, not a curated record.
AUGGAUAAAUAUCAAAAAAUCGAAAAACUUGGUGAAGGCACAUACGGGAUUGUCUACAAGGCACAAAACCGUGAAACGAACGAAGUGGUGGCCUUGAAACGUAUACGUUUAGAUAAUGAAGAAGAAGGUGUCCCUUGCACAGCCAUUCGAGAAAUUUCUCUAUUAAAAGAACUGAAGCAUCCAAAUAUUGUCAGAUUAUAUGACGUUUUGCAUACAGAGAAAAAGUUGACGCUCGUUUUCGAAUAUCUCGAUUCUGAUUUGAAAAAAUUUCUUGAUUCAUAUGGUGGUGAUAUAGAUGUGAUUACUUUGAAGCAAUUGAUGUACCAGUUAUUGAAAGGCAUAGCAUUUUGUCAUGCUAAUAGAGUUUUACACAGAGAUUUGAAACCUCAGAAUCUUCUUAUCAAUAAGAAAGGUGAACUGAAAUUGGGUGAUUUUGGUCUUGCUAGAGCCUACGGUAUUCCUGUACGAAGUUAUUCACAUGAAGUAGUCACUUUGUGGUAUCGUGCACCUGAUGUUCUUAUGGGCUCUCGUCAAUACUCACAAUCUAUUGAUCUAUGGUCAGCGGGAUGUAUAUUUGCAGAGAUGGCCUCUGGAAGGCCACUUUUCCCCGGCAGCUCCAUCGCCGAUCAAUUACAGAGAAUUUUUAAAGUAUUAGGCACACCAACAGAAGAUAAUUGGCCAAAGGUGACUCAGUUACCAGAGUAUAAACGCGAUUUCGAAAUAUAUCCUAGUAUACAGUUAGAAAGUCUACUUACAAAACUUGAUCAAAAUGGCAUCGAUUUAUUGAAGCGUCUGCUCGAAUACCCGCCUGAAAAACGUAUCACUGCAAGCGACGCCUUACAACAUCCUUAUUUCGAUGAUUUACGGAAAAAAGAAACACCCAUAACAAAUGAUAGUAGCAAUGUUACCAAGGAAAACAGUAAAUAA